CCGGGGAGCCGCAGCCCGAACGUCCGCGCGCUGCGGGCCGGCCGACGAGGGGCGCGCGUCGACGCACGCACCGCGGAGCCGCCUCGGAGCAUGUGGAAGCUGAGCCGGAGCCGGGUGCUGCUGGACGAGCCCCCCGAAGACGAGGACGGCCUGCAAGGGGGGCCGCCGCCCGCCGCCGCCUCCGCGGCCUCCGCGCAGGUUCAGGGAGCAAGCUUCCGAGGCUGGAAGGAAGUGACUUCUCUGUUUAAUAAAGACGAUGAACAGCACCUGCUUGAAAGAUGUAAAUCCCCCAAGUCCAAAGGAGCUAACUUACGGUUGAGGGAAGAGCUGAAGACAGAGAAGAAAUCGGGAUUUUGGGACAAUUUGGGUUUAAAACAGAACAUACAGUCGAAGAAGCCAGAUGAGAUCGAAGGCUGGGAGCCUCCGCGACUUGUUCUGGAGGACGUGAGCGCUGGGCCGGGCGACCCUGCGAGCGGCCGCCCGUCCGGGCCGGGCUGGGAGGAGGGCGCUGGCGGCUGCAGCAAAUACACCAGCCUGGCCAGCUCGGGGAACAGCUCGCGCUGGAGCCUCCGGUCGGCCGGGAAGCUGGUUGGCAUCCGACGGCAGAGCCGAGGCCACCUGACCGACGACUGGGAGGAGCUGGAGUGACCUGCGGGCACGCCACCCCGCAGAGGGGCCCGCGCAGCCCCUCUGGUGGCGUGCGGGCUCUCGGUCUGCUGAUUCCCGGCGUGUCCGUUUGCGUCGGGGCGUCCGGGCCUUUCGUGUGGACGGCGGGGGCUCUCCUCUGCGUGCCCACAUUUGGACUGUCCCCUUCCGCGGGCUUGGCGGGGGCCCCCAGAGGGUGUGUGUGCGUCCGAGGCGGCCCCACGACAGCCCCCACAGCUUGGCGUCCGGCCGCGGAGCCGCCUCGCGCGGUCUUCAUCAUGUCCCCCGCCCCCCGCAUGUGGCAUCCGUGCGCCUCUGUGACUCUCAGACCGUAGCAGCCGCGCCGUCCUCCCGUCAGCAGGAGUCUGUCAUCCGGGCGCCAGACCAGUCUUCCCGAGGUCACGUUCAGUUGCAUUUAACCCGGUUAACCCAGCAAGUUGAACUUCUUCUCAUUUUAGAUACCGGGAAAGCAGAGGCUACAUUUGGUCAAGCGUGAAAUGCCACCACGUGCACACGUCUUCGUCUUGUGCCCUGGGAGGAGGGGUCUCGUGUGCGUGCUGGGUGGUGGCCGUGGUCUCGACCCGCGUGCGCGCUGGCUGGUGACCAAGCGUGCCUGUCACUGGUCCUGAACUUCAUGGCUUGAUCUUCACAUUCUCUGAUUGCAGGUUAAGGAACCGUAAAGUGUGGAUCCAUUUAGCCACUGAGUUUAGACACUCUUGUGUUUGGCAAAUCCCGACUUGCUGAUGGAGUUUAAACUGUAUAAAACACUGCAAGUGCCUCUCUGUGAUGUCCAGGUGUUGGGUGUUCGAAGGGAGGCCACACAGGUCUCCACAGCAGGUGGCACUCCAGUCUGUCUUAGGUAACGUGGUUUGAAAGGAAAGGCAUAGGGGUGUUUUGGGUUAAAAACAAAAACCUCCAGUUACACUGUGCAUACCUCUCGUGAAAAACACUGUCCUCCUCCGUGCUGCUCAUUUAACCUUCUUGGGGGUCACCGCGCGGGCCUGACGGCAGGACUCCCGAGGGGGAACGGUGUCCGUCUGUCCUCUAUCCAUGUAGCUGUCUUUCUCCCGUCUUGUGCUAACUGAACAAGGAGCUUACCUGACCAAGUCUGGAAAGGGGGGCACGUUUUAGUGGUGUUUGGUCCAGUUUGUGUUAGAACCUUGAAAUGCCGGGGGUUUCGCGUUGCAGGGAAAGCCUUGUUUCCUCAGGUAAAUGGGUCGGUAGCUAGGCCGCCACCCCGCGUCCCCUCCAGCUAUGCCCACGGUGGCGGGUUUAUGCAAGGAUUCUGCAGCGGGAGCCAGAGGCCCGGGGAAAUAAACACUGUGUCCGAGGCUCUGCGAAGCUGCCUCGUUUGGGGGGGAGGGGGGGGGGGUGUCCCGGCCGGCAGGUGUGAGUCGCACCCUGUGGGCCGCUGCAGAGUCGUGUGGGGAUGCUAAGUGCCUGUCACUCACCGCUGUGGAAGUCUGUGACGUGGGGUUGGCCACCUACGCCUUCAUAAUACUGUUUCUCAAAUCUGAAGACAAAGCCAGAUGGGAAGUGGAGCGUGCACUGUAAAUCAUUUUUCCUGUCUGCAAAGAUUAACGUAAAAAUAAACUCUUCUGUUGCAUCUGAUUACAUGAAAAUAAGUAUGUUUGUGGUUUUUAAUGUAUUUAUUGAUGUGCUUUGGGAGAAAAGUAUUUUUCCUUGAUCAGAAUUUACCAAAGCAACUUUGUGUGGUUCACAGGUUAAAGAGAAUGUGGUUUUGAUGUGGGGUUUUGUUUGCAGCCUGUGAACACGCACCUUCACUGUGUAAAGUGGUCUGUGCUCCUCCUACUGUUGCUGGUUUUUUUUUAAGGAAAGUGAGUGGCUUCAAAGAAAGUUAGAAUUCAUUCUUAAUGCUGAGGUUUUUAAAAAAAAUCAAUUUCCUCUUUCAUUAUUAGUUUGCAUGACUAUUGGCAUCUACUCCAAGGUAAAUGCUCCGGUGACUUUAACCACUAUAAAGCUAAUGGCACUUUUCUUGAUACCUUAAACCUCAUUUUAAAAUGCAAACAGUACGUGUAGACUUUUUCAUAAAUAAAUGCCAAUUUCAACCUAA
Molecule: messenger RNA, 2719 nt
Organism: Felis catus (domestic cat)
Lineage: Eukaryota; Metazoa; Chordata; Mammalia; Carnivora; Felidae
Gene: TDRP
Product: testis development related protein
Exons: 4
Coding region: 91-648 (185 amino acids)
Biological process (GO): spermatogenesis
Cellular component (GO): nucleus; cytosol
Source: RefSeq, a predicted model, not a curated record